Molecule: messenger RNA, 1149 nt
Organism: Ostreococcus tauri
Lineage: Eukaryota; Viridiplantae; Chlorophyta; Mamiellophyceae; Mamiellales; Bathycoccaceae
Product: P-loop containing nucleoside triphosphate hydrolase
Exons: 2
Coding region: 1-1149 (382 amino acids)
Biological process (GO): carbohydrate metabolic process
Cellular component (GO): cytoplasm
Molecular function (GO): ATP binding; phosphoribulokinase activity
Source: RefSeq, a predicted model, not a curated record
AUGUCCGCCAGUUUGGGAUUCUCCACGAGCGUGCGCGCGGCGCCCGUGCGGGCGACGCGCGACGCGGUGAAGCCGCGCGCGACGCGCGCGCGCGUCGUGACGACGGCGAAAAGAGACGGUCCGGUUAUCAUCGGUCUCGCCGCUGAUUCUGGAUGCGGGAAGUCGACGUUCAUGCGUCGCAUGACGUCCCUCUUCGGGGGGAAGGCGACGCCCCCCGAGGGCGGGAACCCGGACUCGAACACGUUGAUUUCGGAGACGACGACGGUGCUGUGCCUGGACGAUUAUCACCUGAACGAUCGUGCGGGGCGAAAGACGAGCGGCUUGACGGCGCUGAACCUCAAGGAGCAAAACUUUGACCUCAUGUACGAUCAAGUCAAGGCGCUUAAGGAGGGUAAGUCGGUCGAUAAGCCGAUUUACAACCACGUCACCGGUGUGUUCGACCCGGCGGAGAAGAUUGAAUCCCCGGAGGUGCUCAUCCUCGAAGGUCUUCACCCGUUCGCUGACACGCGCGUGCGCGACAUGUUCGACUUCAAGAUUUACUUGGACAUUUCCGACGACGUGAAGUUCGCUUGGAAGAUCCAACGUGAUAUGGCUGAGCGUGGUCACUCCUUGGAGUCGAUCAAGGCGUCCAUCGAAGCCCGUAAGCCGGACUUCGACGCGUUCGUCGACCCGCAAAAGGAACACGCCGACGUCGUCAUCGAAGUGCUCCCGACUCAGCUCAUCCCGGAUGACAACGAGGGUAAGAUCUUGCGCGUGCGCAUGAUCAUGAAGGAGAACGUGGAGAACUUCGACGCCCCGUACCUCUUCGACGAAGGUUCCACCAUCUCCUGGAUCCCGUGCGGCCGCAAGUUGACGUGCUCUUACCCGGGCAUCAAGUUCUUCUACGGCCCGGACACCUACUACGGUAAGGAAGUCACUGUGCUCGAGAUGGAUGGUCAAUUCGACAAGCUCGAAGAGCUCAUCUACGUUGAGUCUCACUUGUCCAACACGUCCUCCAAGUUCUACGGCGAAAUCACCCAGCAAAUGCUCAAGUACCAAAACGGUCCGGGCUCCAACAACGGUACGGGUUUCUUCCAGACCAUUGUGGGUCUCAAGGUUCGUGAGGUGUACGAGAGAAUUUCGGGCAAGGAAGUCGUGGCCAAGGCGUAA